This is a messenger RNA of Sesamum indicum (sesame), 2579 nucleotides long. The record is from RefSeq and is a predicted model, not a curated record. Lineage: Eukaryota; Viridiplantae; Streptophyta; Magnoliopsida; Lamiales; Pedaliaceae.
AAAUAGGCCUAAUUGGAAGGGAGAUUCCAUGAGAGAGAGGGGAGAACGAAGCACCAACACGUCAGUCUUUACUGGCGAAAAAACGUACCAUCACCGCCUCUCUCUCUCUUUUCUCCCUCUCCUAGCGCCUCUUAAUAUAUACACGCACACAUUACACACAGAUGCCAUCAAAACCCUCUCAAUCAACCCCUCAAUCGAAUCGAUUUGUUCUCCCGGGUUAUGGGCUUGAAAUUUGAAGGAAUUUAACGUAAAAAAGAGAAUGCCUCUUUAUAAAAGAAAGCCAUUUGCUUUGGUCGAAAAGCCUGAGGAUCUAAAGCCCCAAGAGCUCGUCUUUCAAAUUCGCUUCACAAAAGAAAUCUUCAGAAGUUAUAAUGAAUAUCUGAAGCGAAUCAACUUAUAUCGCAAAAGAGUCUGGACAUGUAAAGCUACAGGGAAGGGCAAUUUGACCUAUGAAGAGGCCUUGGAUUCAGAAGACAAAGCUUCCAAAAGAAUACAAAAUAUACCCACCCAAUACAUAGCUCCUGUGCUUCGUGAUGUCCAGUUCAGCAUGCUGAAUUUAAAAGAUCUGGUCAAUUCAAUUGCUGUGAAGUUACAAGGUCCCUUUUCUGAGGGUGCUGAAUUGUAUGGAAGAAAGGAUGGCCGUUUACAUCUGUGCAAAAUUAUAAAAGUCACUGAGGAUGCUAACAACAGACAAUAUGAAAUUGCAUGGCUUGACAGCGACCAUAAAAGGAGUGGAAAGGCAUUGGUAAAUGGUGAUGAGUUGACUGGAAAGAAUCUGCCGUUUAGUAAACGGGUCCUCAAGUCUUUUAUCAAAGAUUCUACUUAUCGGAGUAUUCCUUGGGUUUUACAUGAUCAUUUAGCAAAGAAGCAUGGAAUCUCAACUGCUCCUCCUGAAGAAUUAAAGAUUAAAGUUUCCAUGCAGAAUGGACUUGUAGUUUGUAAUAGGAAGAGGAAAAAGACUGAAGAGACACAAAAUGCUGCGGAGGCAAGUGAAAAGAAGAUCAAGGUAUAUACGCGGAGGAAUAAACUAACAUCUGAACCCUCAAUGCCUGAAAAGAGUGCUGAUGAAGUGAAUAAGAACCCAGAAGAUCAGUCAAUUAAGUACCCUAUUGAUGACCUGCUGGUGCGCCCUUCCGAGGAAGAUAGGCUUUUGACAGAAAGGCCUUCUCCUUGCAGGGAUUUCAGUGUACCUAUGGAUUGUGUUGGGGAUGCUUUGAUGGUGUGGGAUUUCUGUGCUUCUUUUGGCCGGCUAUUGAAUUUGUCUCCUUUCUCCCUUGAAGACUUUGAGAAUUCUCUUUGCUACAAGGACGCCACUCCUUUGCUAAUUGUGGAAUCUUAUUCAGCUCUUCUUCGCUUGCUUGUAAAGGACAAUGGAAAAUUCGCUAUGACAAUGGAAAAGAAAAAGAGGAAGCCAAAGAUUACACAGGUCACCUGGGGUGAAUAUCUAUGCGAUUUCUUGGAAACAAGUUGCGGUGAUGAAUUAUCCACGCACAUAAGUACUAUCAAGCGAGGUCAUUAUGGCCUAUUAGAGAUUCGUGUGAAACUGGCUAUCUUCUGUGAACUGGUUGCUCAAGCUCUGGAGACAGAUACUAUCAAGGACAAGUUGGAUGAAUAUAUUGAAGAAAGGCAGGCACUUGCUGCUACACGGAGGGAUGAAGCACUGGAUGAAGGGAGAAAGAGGAGGGAAGAAAAGGAGCGGAGGAAGUCAGAAGCGACUGGCAAGGAAGUUAAAGAAGAGAGUCGAGUGAAACCUGGUGUAGGCUAUCAUAGUAUAGCCAAUGAAGUCACUCCGGAUAAGAGUAAUGGAAAAGUUCUUUCCCAACAGAAUCAUUCAUCUAGAAACAGUGAUAAUGAAGAAGGAGACGGCACAUCCAAGAAGAAUGGUAAGAAACAGAAGGUUGAACGUAAUCCCUCUCCGGAAGAUGUUAAUCAUCCAUCUAAGAGGGAAAUCCAUAAAUUGAUGAAAAAUGAGAUCAAGGAAUCAAUAGAGAUGAAGAGUGCUGAAGAACGGAAAUUAUUGCAGGUAUUGGUUUUUCCGACGUGAUGGAAGAAUAUUUGUUGAGAGCUCUGACUCCACACAGUGGGGCUAUUACCAAACCAAGGAAGAGCUUGAUGCUUUGAUUGGCUCAUUGAAUCCAAAAGGGGAGAGAGAGAGGGCUCUUAAAAAGCAGAUGCAGAAAUUUUACAACAAAAUAUGCUUGGAAAUUCAGAAGAGAUCAAAGGAGGCAACGCAGCAAAUUGAAAUGGAAGAGGCUCUGGUUCGGAGAUCAACUCGGGUUCGUGCCCCACCUAGGGAAAACCCUGCACUUGCAUUCCUCAAGUAUGUGAACAAGUGGAAAGAAUUGUAAUUGUUAUUUGUUAGAGGUACAGAUGCAACUAACCACCCGAUGAUGUGGGAAAUAGGAGGUGUAGAACCAUUGCUAUCCUGUUGAAAGAUAACAAUGUUUAUUGGGAUAUAGUAGAUAGUUCUAUCCCAGUCAAAAGCUUACAAAUUCUUUUGUUGGGACGGCGGUUUGUGAAGCUUGGGCGGCACAGGCCAUCAUUGGAUGGAAAUUUUGGUAAUAAACCACAUGAGAUUG